Ictalurus furcatus (blue catfish) is the source of this 1409-nucleotide messenger RNA. RefSeq names its product lens intrinsic membrane protein 2.3 (gene lim2.3). Lineage: Eukaryota; Metazoa; Chordata; Actinopteri; Siluriformes; Ictaluridae. Gene Ontology annotation, cellular component: plasma membrane. The transcript has 3 exons. Gene Ontology annotation, molecular function: structural constituent of eye lens. Bases 783 to 1409 code for a protein of 208 amino acids. The record is from RefSeq and is a predicted model, not a curated record.
GCAAAUGAAAUGGUGAGUUACACAAAAGGAAAUCAUCCUGUCUGCUGAAAUUUCAUAUUCCUAAUUUUAUUACAGUUGCACCAGUUCAUAACUUUACUGUUGGAAAACAAAAGGAGAAAAUAAUCAAAUAUAACAAUCCAUGUUUUUAAAUUGUCAAUUAAAAGUACUUUGUCAUCACUAUUAGUGUAUCCCUCUGAAUCUAGUGCUAAAUGGUUUUGUAUUUUCAGCAAAUUCCCUUCAGCGAUUGACUGCGUCUCUGGCAGCUCUAUUGUCCCUCAGUGCUGUGAUCCCCUGGCGCCUGAACACAACAGAAACACAUCUGUCUAUGGUAGUGCAAGAGCUGUCUGUCCUGGUAUAACUGAGCCUCAAAGUAUUUAAUUCAACAAAGUAGGUGAAGAAUACAUAAAGGUAGGUUUUGAGUGUAUGUACAUAGCUUUAUUGUUAUAUAUUUGGAAAAUUUACUAGAAGUGGUAUUAGGGUGAUUAUGUGGUACACGUACUUAUGUGCAUACUUCAUUGAGUUUUUUUUUUUUUAAACUGUUGUAAAAAGUAGCUAAGAUAUUUAUAAAGAGAAAUGUUUCUAUCUAGUUUGCUAAUGUCUAAGUCAUGUUUUAAAUAUUCAGUACUCCUAGAUAAUAAUCAAGAGUAUUAAACAUUUUGUAAGUGAAAUCACUUUAAGGGCCACUAUUUGCCCUAUUUGCCUACAGCAAAAUAAAACAAAUUAAUUUAUAUAAAUGUAAGCUGAUACAUUAAAUCUUUCAUCAUAUCACCUAUAGGUGCACAAUGUACAGCUUUAUGGGAGGUGGAUUGUUCUGUGCUGGAGUUGGAAAUAUACUGCUGGUGGUCUCCACAGCCACAGAUUACUGGAUGCAGUAUCGCCAGGCCAGCGGUUACAUGCACCAGGGCCUGUGGCGCUACUGCAUGCCUGGGAAAUGCAUGAUACACUCUGACAGCAUUGCUUACUGGGAUGCCACCCGUGCAUUCAUGAUCCUGGCCAUCUUGGCAUGCUUCUUUGGCCUGCUUAUAGGCAUCAUGGCUUUCAUUAACUACACUUCUUUUGGCGGCUUCGACAAAACAUUUGCUGCCGGAAUUCUGUAUUUCAUUUCAUGCUUUUUUGUGCUUCUGGCAAUGGCUGUAUACACUGGGGUGACUGUGAACUACUAUGGGAAGCGAUAUGGUAACUGGAGAUUCUCCUGGUCAUAUAUAAUGGGCUGGGUGUCAGUAGUGCUUACAUUCUUUUCAGGUAUAGUAUAUUUUAUAAACAUUCUAUAUAAAUUUGAACAGAUACAAUACAAUGCCUGGUUUAUCUAUAAAGUAGUUACUGGAGACUCAUCUUGUCCCUUUUUUGUAGGUAUAUUCUACAUGUGUGCUUAUCGGAUGCAUGCACCGAUAGGCCCCAUGUCACGCUGA